AUGGUCAUGAAUGAGGAGAUUGCAAAAUAUGGAAGUGACUUGAGAGGAGGAUUUUCUAGUUUUGCUGUCUACUCCAGAGGUUUAACUGAGAAUAUGAUUGUAGGAAAUUCGCUAAGCUCAUUAUUGAGAGUUGUGUCUGUCUCCGGAGCAACCCCUGGAGAAUAUCAUGAAAAGAUUUACGAUUCACCUAUUUUUAUUCGCGUGCUUCCCAAAGAAAUAAACGAAAUUGAGAUUGAAUUGAGAACUAUGGAUGGGGGAAGACUUGUGCCAUUUGCUUUUGGAACAGUGAUGAUAGUUUUGAUAUUUAAAAAAGUUAUAAAUUUUUAA
Messenger RNA from Meloidogyne enterolobii, 327 nucleotides. The record is from the annotation of a GenBank genome assembly. Lineage: Eukaryota; Metazoa; Nematoda; Chromadorea; Rhabditida; Meloidogynidae.